GGUAGUCAGCUGCUGGACGUGAUAUUUGACACAGAGGUUACGACUGGCUACCUUUAGUAUAUAUAGACUGCACUCAUUCACAUUUACCGGCGUCAGUCAAGUAUUCAUUCUUGUUCGCGUAAAAUGGCUCGUUUUUUCAUACCCGUUGCAGUUUUCUUUGCUGUACUGGCUGUUACAGCUUCCUCCCCAAAAGACGACAACCCAGCCGGUGUUCCUAAACUUCGAACUGAGAUUAAAGUUGUGGAUAAUAUUAAGAACUUCCGAUCCAGAAAUCCUUUAACUAAGUUGACUCCGCUUUCACGUAGUGCUCAACCUAAAGGACAAACUAUCUACACACUUGGAGGAAGAGUCGGUGGUGAUCGUUUGGCAGCGCAAAGUGGAGACAGUCAACUAUUCGGACCACCUCAGGAUGUUCAAUUGGUCUUGACUUACCCGCAAUCAGGGGUUGGAGCUAUUAUCUCCUACGUAGAAAUUACCUGUGAUCAAAGUUCGAAUCUGGGAGAUGCUUACGUAGUAGAUGGGGGCAUUGGACAGCGCUCUAUCACAAUUGUUGUUGAGGCCCUUCAUACAACAUUCUUCACAUACGUGGCACAAAUUUAUGGAUAUUAAUUAUAAUGACAGUCGUAAGAUAAAUUAUUACAUCUUGAAUAAACGAAAAUGUGAUUUAA
Molecule: messenger RNA, 668 nt
Organism: Hermetia illucens (black soldier fly)
Lineage: Eukaryota; Metazoa; Arthropoda; Insecta; Diptera; Stratiomyidae
Exons: 2
Coding region: 124-609 (161 amino acids)
Source: RefSeq, a predicted model, not a curated record